AUCUCUCUCUCUCCCUCUCUGUGCUUUAUAGAUGCAUGUAAUCCCCGAGUUGACCCAGAAAACAAACUCCUCUGACUGCCGAGACGCCGCAGAGUUUGAAUCCGCCGCAGGGCUGCAUGUAGCCGGAGCAUCAGCUGGAGAACAACCCCGGCACCGAUCCAACUUCUCCGUACGGAUUCUCCGCACAUUCAAACAUCGGGGUGACAGAGCAGCCAUGGCUGAACACAUGAUGAUGCCCAUGACCCACGGCUUCAGGAUGGGCAUGAACGGACCUCCGCAGCACAGCGGGCAGCCCGGCCUGCGCGGUCUGCCAAACGGUCAGGUGAUGCACUACAGGAACCCGCAGAACAACAUGGAGGCUGCAAUGAGACAGCGGCCGGGCAUGGUGGGACCUGGAGGGAUGGCGGGCCCAGUGAACGGAGCUCCCAUGGCCAACCACCACCACCAGAUGAUGUCUGGGAACAUGAUGUACAAUGGGCAGGGCCCGCCGCAGCAGCAUCACCACAUGCAUCCCCAGCAGCAGCAGCAGCAGCAGCAGCAGCAGCAGGGUGGGCACCCACAACAGUACCACCACGGUAACCUCACCUCCCAGCAGCUCAUGGCCAGCAUGCACCUGCAGAAACUCAACACUCAGUAUCACGGACACCCUCUAAGCUCAGCUAACGGCCACCACAUGCCGAACGGAGCUCAGUACCGGGUGGGUCCGGCCCAGCUGUCGGGCAUGCAGCACAUUGGAGGCCCUUUGGGGCUAAAUGGCAUGGACAUGGAUCUGAUCGAUGAGGAGGUUCUGACGUCACUGGUGCUGGAGUUUGGUUUAGAUCGUGUUCAGGAGCUGCCUGAGCUUUUCCUGGGACAGAAUGAGUUUGACUUCAUAUCAGACUUUGUGUGCAAACAGCAGCCCAGCACGGUGAGCUGCUGAGCAGAGCAGGCUGAAGCUGGUUCGGUUUUGUUUGGACUGGACUGGACUGGACACCCCAAAGAAUGACUGAGCGGUCACAGUAGCACAGCGAGAAGAGACAAUCUCUCUGUUCUGUUUUGGGUGUUUCUGUGUCUGUGUUUGACAGUGUUUAGUACGCCUUCACACUGCGAACUGAGGAAGAAUAGUAACACAGCAAAGACACCAGGUUUCUCUUGUUUGAGGCAGUGCCAGGAAGAUCUGUCGUCUUUGGCCAAAAUUGAGGCAGCCUGAUGCAGCGGGCUCUGUCUGUACCCAUCUGGCCCUCAGCACAUGUGCCUGCAGUGCCAAGGCUUUGGGAAAAUUGUAAACUUACAGCGAGGAAACGCCUGAAAAGACUCUCCAUCUGGGUCUGCUACAUACUGUGGCAUCUUUAAAUGUAUUUUAUCUCUGAUGACACCUUCAAACAGUAGCAGACGUUUUACAAAUUUAUAAAAGGUAGUCCUUUGAAUUUGUUUGUACAAGGAUGAAGGGGUUUAGAUGGAUUUUUGUGUGCUUAUUGAAGGCUGGCUCUUCAAAUCUGCUACAAAAUAUCACAUAUUUCCUUGAAGAGCAGGAGAGUAAGGUUGUGCAGGAUUCCUGUGUGAAGUUAUGGGGUUUAUUGAGUUUGGGUUCUGUUGAAAUGUGCCACAUCGAUUCUUUGGCUUUCAGUGUCAUUUACCUGUCUCAGAUAGUAUCUGCAAUCAUUGAAUACGUUGCAUCUGUUCCCUGCUAAUUAACUGUGAUUGAAUCUUUGGCAAAGUAGCACAUUGCUUGGUGUGUUGUUGAAAACAAAGCAUUUAUCCGCAAAACAUGGCUCUAACAUCCCUUUGCUUAGACAUUUAGCUGCACAUUGCAGCCUGUUGCAAAGCCAAACAAAAAAAGCUGAAGGUGUGUGUCCCAAAUCUGAGGUGGGAGAGUUUUUUAAAAACAGGACUGGUUAAAAAGAAAAAAAAAAUGUGUGACAGGAGACAUGUGUGUUAUUUGUGUGUGUAAGUGUGGUGGAUGCAGUGAGGCAUUCAAAACCCAUCAAAAGGCAUUUGGCUCCCCUAAAGCUGCUGGAAAUAAUGACUUGAUAAAUUAAAAAUGCAAAAUGAAAUUAAGCAAAGAGUCUUAUUAAAUAUCCACCGAAAUAAGAGCAGUGUAAUAUUCAUAAUGAUUAUUAAAGCUGAACCAUCCAAAUUCAAAGCCAACAUCAAGAAGGUUUACAGAAACUUCAUGACCGUUCUCUGAGUUUGGAUUAAAACUAAUCUUUCAAAAGUUUAGAUCAUGCUCAUAAGACCCCAAAUUACAUAGUUGGAAGGAUUUUGUCAGUUUGGGUUUCCAGUGGCUUUCACCAUCGCUCCAGAGUGCUGCAGGUGAUUUAAGGCUGCACAGGGAGAGAGAUUUGGAUGUGUGGACACAAUGUGUGGACACAGCAGUCCCUGGCAGCACUUAGUUUAAUCAUUAUUUAAAGCUGCCUCUACCUGUGGCAUUGAUUUCAUUCAGCAGGAGGAGUGAGUGAAGAGCACAAAGCGGGCACAGUUGUUGUUUUUUUGCCAUAGAUUAGCUUACUCUGCUGCUUUUCUACUGAUUAGAUUCAAACUACAUGUUCUCACACGCUUGUCUUAAUUGAGGUCGGCUUGCACAUUCUGCAAUGACUCAAUAAUUAUAAAACGGACAUGUUUUUUUGCGCAGUUGGUAAUUAGGUUUUUGUCAAGGUUGCUGCUUCGCCGCUGCAGGCUGGUUGAGAGAGAACUUCCUGCUCUCAUCAGGCUAUUUGUGGAGCUGUCAGAGGGGUCAGGGCCACGCUGGUGCACUGUGUUAAUCUGUUCCAAUACCACUGUGCUGCUGCUGCUGUCCCUGUCUCUCUCUCUCUGGAGAUCUGCCAUCUCCGAGCUCUUCGGUCCAACAACGGGCAUUGAAACGCUGUGGUUAAAAAACGGCAGAAAAGUGCAGCAGAAAAAGUGCCGCUCUGUUUCACUCUCCGCCUGGCACACUGCAGCCAGAGCAACUCCCAACCUCACAGUUCAACUGGCCUUAGCAAGACAGUGGCCUCUGAUGACUGCUGUAUCAACGAGCGCAGCCUUCUUGUGUAUUGUAUCUUUGUACUGUAGACUAGAGGUGAAGUUGAUCUAGACACAUUUAAGGUACUUUCAGAAAACAUUGUCAGAUGUAAGUGUAAACCAGUGGAUGAUUUGAUGUGUUGACAAAAAGAUUAUAUCCUACAUUUUCUACAAACAAAGUGUGUAGAUACAGUUUGAGUUUGCGUGCAGGACCUGAAGCUUUAAGACCAAGUAGACUGCAUGUUAAAGCAAGCGUGAGGGACGACACCACUUUCCCACAGAGCAGCUGAGAAUGUACAGUACAACACUUUGUGGGAACUUGUCUUAAGAUGGUAGAUAAACAUGUGAGAUUGUACUCCUUGUUCCAAAUUACACAUCAUUCAUUUGGGUAUACCCCUCCUAAACCCCCCUCCCCUCCUUCUCCUUUCCCACUUCCCCAAAGCUUUUGUAAUGUUAUUGAUUCUAUUUUAAGAAAAUGUAUUUAUUUUCAAAUAAAAUAUUUAUUUAAAGAAACA
Molecule: messenger RNA, 3494 nt
Organism: Notolabrus celidotus (New Zealand spotty)
Lineage: Eukaryota; Metazoa; Chordata; Actinopteri; Labriformes; Labridae
Gene: cited4a
Product: Cbp/p300-interacting transactivator, with Glu/Asp-rich carboxy-terminal domain, 4a
Exons: 2
Coding region: 32-919 (295 amino acids)
Biological process (GO): regulation of DNA-templated transcription
Cellular component (GO): nucleus
Source: RefSeq, a predicted model, not a curated record